This is a messenger RNA of Marmota flaviventris (yellow-bellied marmot), 3112 nucleotides long. Its product is annotated as NXPE family member 3-like. Lineage: Eukaryota; Metazoa; Chordata; Mammalia; Rodentia; Sciuridae. The record is from RefSeq and is a predicted model, not a curated record.
AUGAAAACUACCCUCUCCCCGUUGCCAGAUGUCACUGACAUGUUCUUCAGGUAUCACGCUAAGUCUGUGUGUAUAUAUUCCCUGCCUUUCAUCCCACUGUGCUGCCUCUUCUCUUAUAAAAGAUUCCUGGACCUUGAGUUUUCUGAAGAUGGAAAUUUGAAACCAACCAACCAACAAAAAGUCUUCUUCCUUCAAAUCUGGCUUUAAAUAAAACCUAUUUUCUGGCCAAUGUGAUUGCACCUCCGUGGAGCAGGAUGGAACCUCCCUCUUCCCUGACCCAGUAACUAAGUGUUUGGCUGGCUCUGGCUCUAGCAACUUCUGUACCAGGUUACCAGAAAGGAUCUCUACUAUAUAGUUUCUUCCUGGGCUCAAUUUAAGCAUGCUUCUGGGAAUGCCCUUAUUGAAGUGAGCAGUUGGCAACACCCUAACCCAUUGCAGGGUCUUGAUCACAUUCCAGAUGUCUAAUAAAGAACUCCAGGUUUCCACAGGCCAGUACCUCAGACAUUUCAGGUGGCACAAGAUUUUGGUUGUGGUGCUAGCCAUUGUGUCUUGCGUCCUGUACUUCAGGAUUUUCUGGUCUGGCAACAGUGACCCUUGGCCUCCAAAGUCCCCUUCUGCAGACAAAGAUCCCACUUCUCUCUCCCUGGAGCUCCCCAACUUGAUCCACCUUCUAUACUGGCCUCUGACCCCAGGAGAUGGGGGGAACCUUUUGGCCUCCACCAGCCACAAGACUUCCACCUACCACCUGAGGGGUCCUGCUCAGGACACCUAUGCCCUGGGAAGCUACCUGGAGGUUGUCCUUGUAGCCAGGGACCACCGGGGCAGGCCCAAGACCCAUGGUGGGGAUCUGUUUCAGGCAAGAUUGCUGGGUCCAGAAUUGAGAGCAGGGGUCCCCGGGGAUGUCCAGGAUCUGGAGAAUGGCACAUACCUAUUGUCCUUCCCUCUGCUCUGGGCUGGGAGGGCCCAGGUGCAAGUGCGGCUGAUCCACUCCAGUGAGGCCGUUGGGGUUCUGCGCAGAAUCUGGACAGAACACUGGGCCACAGUUGAUUUCAUAGGCUAUUUCCGGGGACCCAGGGGAGAUGAAGAAAGUGUAUCUUGCAAUGUGAAUCCCUUGUUGAUCAGGGAGGAAAAAUCCUUCUGCUACUACAAGGAUGAAGAUUCAGGUGAAUUCUGGUAUUGUGACCAGCCCCCUACCCUGGCCUGCAGCAUGCUGGUGGGACAUUCAGUUGGACAUUACUGGAAUGUGACCACAUCUCAUGAAGAGGCCCUGCUGGCUUGGAAUCUGACAGACAAGGUCCUCCCUCAGGGUAUUGGUCCAGUCCAUGUGGCCAGGAAUACCAGCAGGAGUCUGGUUCUGUCCCCUGCACUACCAUGCUACCCUGGGAUCUCUACUCCAAAGCCCUCUGGCUUCUACCACCAAGAUGUGUGGCACUCCCUGGCCUGCUCCAACCGACCCUUCCCCACUGUCAGCAGCAUCCUGGGCUGUCUGGCUGGCCACAUCAUCCACAUGAUGGGGGACUCCACGCUUCGGCAGUGGUGGGAAUAUCUGCGUGACACAGUGCCCUCCCUGAAACCAGUGGAUCUACAUUCCAUAUAUCAGGUGGGGCCCCUAAUGGCCGUGGAGACCACUCGGGGCAUAGUGCUGCACUGGCGAGCCCACAGCUGGCCACUGCGCUCCAAACGCACACCAGUGGCCUCCCUGCACUCCGUGGUCAGAGAGCUGGGGGGCCUGGCCGGGGGCCCCCAUACCGUGGUGGUGCUGGGCCUGGGAGCCCACUUCACCACCUUCCCUCCAUCCAUCUUUGCAAGACGACUGGCAGGGAUUCGGGCAGCUGUGAUGGCCCUGCUGGAGCGGGAACCCAGAACCCUUGUGGUCAUCAAACUGGCCAACACUGGCUAUAAGUCUGUGUAUGGCAGUGACUGGUUCACCCUGCACAUGAACCGGCUCCUGCGAUCUGCCUUUGCUGGUCUCCGUGUGGCCUUUGUGGACGCUUGGGAAAUGACCUCCAGCCUGGCCCUGCCCGACAACAUCCACCCAGGGAAGCUCACUGUGAGCAAUGAAGUGAAUUUGCUCCUCUCCUUCAUCUGUCCCACCUGAGAGCUUCUGAGGGUUAUUGGCCUAGGUUGACAAAGGGCCUGGGCCACUGUUAUGAAGAAAAACACAGCCAUAAUAAAGCUUUUGGAAUAAGGGCAGAUGCCAUCAACUUCUCUCAUAGCAAAACGUGAUGGCUUCCUAACUGAUUCAGCAGAUUCUAUUCUUGCCCCACAACAACCUCUCCUCCACUCAGAAUAAGAGUGAUUUUUUAUUAAAUUCUUGUUUAUUUGGUACCAGGAAUUGAGCCCAGGGGCACCUUACCAUAGAGCUACAUAUCUAGCCAUUUUUGGUUAUUUAUUUUUCUUUUCUGGCAGGCUCUCACUAAGUAAUUUAGGGUCUCAUUAAGUUGCUGAGGCUGGCCAUGACCUUGCCAUCCUCUAGCCUUGGCUUCCUGAGAUGCUGGGAUUACAAGUGUGUGCCACUGCACCUGGCAAGUGAUUCUCUCUCUCUCUCUUUCUCUCUCUCUAUAUAUGUUUUUAAUGAGACAUUAAAAAAAUAGCCUGCUCAAAAGCCAAGGAUCUCCAUUUUACUUAGUAUACUAAGCCCUUUACAAUGAUCAUCAAGGCCCUGCAAGAUGGCUAUACCUAACUCUGCAUUAUCCAUCCCUGGCCCUUCACAGUCUGACCCCAGGGACUUAAUGACGCUCAAGCAGGUUAAGCUGUCCUGCCUCAGGGGCUUAUACCUGCUGUUCCUGUGCUUGGAAUCGCCUUCCCCCAGAUCUUCAUAUGGGCGGCUUUCUUGUCAUUCAAUUCUCUGAUCAAAAUCUCAUAGGUUUUUCCUGACCACCCAAACUUAAGUAGCACCCUCUCUUCUCUCUGCUAUCCCUUCCUCAUUUUUUCUAUAUCACUAACUACAACCUAUAAUUAUUUGGUUGCUACUACUAUUGUGGUUGUCACCUCAAUAAAAUGUGGUUUCCAUGAAGGACAGAGGGUGUCUAGGUUGCUCACUGUUGUAUCCUGUGAUUUACAGCAGUGUUUGAUGAUGCAAUAUUCAAUAAACAUCCCUUGAAUGAAUAAA